AUGAAUAAUUGGGAUAGUUUCAAUUUCUUUGAUGACCCAACUUUUGGUAUUAACCUCCAACCUCUCACAACGACGUAUGUUGAAGUGGAAGAUUUGGAAAAUGAUAUCAAAAGAUUAUCAAGUCUGUUCUAUGAAGAGACUGUUCAUCUUAGUUAUAAAUUACCCAAUUCUUUAAAGAAGUCUCGAAAUUUCUUACAACCAUACCUUAAUAUUAAACCUAUUAAACAUUCAAGACAAAACUAUACACAAUUAACAAACUCUAUUGACUAUGCAAAAGUCUUUGUUCAAGAGUGUACGGCAUGUUUUGAUGAUAAUGUUGGUGUCAAUAAUUUAUUAAGGGAUAUACUGCGUGGUAUGGAUAGUUUAAAGGUGCAUUAUUGUUCAGAUGGUGUUUAUCAAACAAAACAAAUUAAAAAUAUCCUUCCUUCUAAUCAACUUUCAAUGUAUGAAUAUACAUUGAAGGUUGAUUAG
Molecule: messenger RNA, 471 nt
Organism: Dictyostelium discoideum AX4
Lineage: Eukaryota; Evosea; Eumycetozoa; Dictyosteliales; Dictyosteliaceae
Exons: 3
Coding region: 1-471 (156 amino acids)
Source: RefSeq, a predicted model, not a curated record